This is a messenger RNA of Callorhinchus milii (elephant shark), 2176 nucleotides long. It is a transcript of the gene dipk2b, whose product is annotated as divergent protein kinase domain 2B. Lineage: Eukaryota; Metazoa; Chordata; Chondrichthyes; Chimaeriformes; Callorhinchidae. The transcript is spliced from 5 exons. The coding region runs from base 147 to 1412 and encodes 421 amino acids. The record is from RefSeq and is a predicted model, not a curated record.
GCAGGGAAGGGCUAUUCACUGACUGCGACCUUGGCCCUGUUUUCGUAUGAACAUCAAAAAUGCUUUCCGGGUAGCUCAUAAAGUUACGUUCAACUUCACAGAAAGCUCUCAAUAGCGAGUGGAUCGACCUGGAUGGCUCGGCAGACAUGUGGAGCUGUGCCACCCUGCUCCUUCUGUCUUUCGUGCCCUUGGCACUGAGUUUGAACACGGCAGCUAAAGCCAACGUGACGAAGGGAAGACUGGUCUACAACUUUGCUAGAAACUUUCUGGGUUUGGACAAGUGCAAUGCCUGCGUAGGAACAUCUCUCUGCAGGAAGUUCUUCAGGGAGGAGAUUAGAUUCGAGAAAUGGUUGUCCUCAGAUUUGAAGCUACCUCCCAGCUACAAGAAGACUUACUCUGCAAAUUACACUUAUGAUAUUGAUAGCUGGAGGCCUGUUGUCAUCUCUCGGAUACAAAGCAGAUCCUGGGAUGAAAAUUCUGACCAGAAAAUAUGCAUCUCAGCAUCGAUGGAUGUCACCUGCAGCAUUGAAAGGGUCUUGAGAAACACGGAUCGUUUCCAGAAAUGGCUGAAAUCCGAUCGCCUCACCCCUGAGUUGGUUCAAGGUCUCUCCAGCCCCCUGCUGCGAUGUCCCUCUCAGCGGCUGUUGGACCGGAUUGUGCGGCGUUACGCUGAAGUCCGGGACUCUGGCAGUGUACUGAUGCGGGGCUUCACUGACCGCAAUAGACUACGACUGCUCUACACGCUGUCUGUCAGCACACACCCCAUCAUGCUGCAGCUUUUUCCAGGGACAGAAGGAUGGCCCUUCCCACGAUAUUUUGGAUCCUGUGGUCGUGUGUUUGUGACAGCAUGGACAACAUCCAUACGAGAAUUUUAUAAUGCACCUCCUGAUGUUACUGCUGACAUCGCCUACCAGCUCCUGCGUAUCACCCAUUCCCUGGGAUAUAAUGAUCUCAACUAUUUCCUUUACUACACCAGUGUUCACAGUAACAUGUUCGGCACAUUCGAAGAUGGGCGCCUCUACAUUACAGACACCAGCAAAAUAGGCAUCAUCGACAAGCAGGAAGAGAAGGAAUACAUUCAUGAAGUACCCCAAGAAAAAGACAUUUUCUCCUGUCUGACUUCAGACUGCGAAACAGACCUUACUCCUUGUGGGACGGUCAGUGAGGCACAGAGCCUUGUCAUGGUGUGCAGGGACAUCCUGCCUCCCUUAUUAGCAGGUAAAUUCAGCGACUCUCCAUCUCUCCAGAAAAGAGUAGACCGAUCUCUGAGCCUCUGCAGUGACAAGACAUUCCCUGCCAAGGUUACCAUCGAAGCAUCCAAUCAACUUAUGGAAUUGUUAAAAUCCUUGCGAACUUGUGAUCCCCGCUUUGCCUAUAGAUACCCCGAAUGUAAAUACGUGGAAGGCUACUGAUGUCCAGUUCACUCUCAACUGUGCUUUAUUGCCUGCAGGAGGAGCUCCUGAAUCUACAAAGGACUACGCUUGUUUGAAUUGAACAAUAACAAAUUAUAUUUGUAUAGCGCCUUUCAUGUUGGGAGGACGUCCCAAGUCGCUGGACAGUCAAAGAUUUGGAGCCAAGCUGGGGCUUGGGAUCAGGAGGGGUGGAGGGUAGGGGUAGGAGAUUAAAUGACAUUUGAUUGAAGGGAUUGACUGACAUUUGUAUAACCUGCCUUGGCUCUUACCGCAUUCGCCUGAGAUUAUUCAUAGUGAACAGUUUACCAGAGAGGCAUGGCACAAACAUAAUGUUUUUAUGUAUUAUGCACAACUUGAUUUUUUAAAUUCCUGUCAAUCCAUCUUUGUGUGUAUGAGACCCAAUGGAAACAUUACUUUUCAGAGAAAUAGUUAUAAAAAGAUGGCCCAACCUCCACACUGUGUUAAAUGAUAAUUUUAUAAUCUACUGCACCAACUUAUUCUUUUUCAAGAACUCAAGACUUAACUAAUUACAGUUUGGGGCCCGACAUGUCAAGUGACUGCCAGGAUGGUGGAAGCUGAACUAGAUGGACUUUGGUCUUCUUUUACCUAGAAAAUUCUUAUGUUUUAACUCCUAACCUCCCUCAGUCAUUCCUUCUUCCUACAAUUCAACAACAACAACAACAAAUUGCUUUCUGCAGCACCUUUUCUGUCGGAGUGAUGUCCCAAGGCACUGGACAGUGAAGAGUUUACACCCAAGCUGGGUG